Molecule: messenger RNA, 1737 nt
Organism: Habropoda laboriosa
Lineage: Eukaryota; Metazoa; Arthropoda; Insecta; Hymenoptera; Apidae
Product: E3 ubiquitin-protein ligase KCMF1-like
Exons: 8
Coding region: 184-1737 (517 amino acids)
Biological process (GO): synaptic signaling
Cellular component (GO): plasma membrane
Molecular function (GO): zinc ion binding
Source: RefSeq, a predicted model, not a curated record
UUAGGUUUUACGCUGGAAAUUCUAACGAAAAAUUUUUUGUUUGACGAUUAAUGUUUUUCCCAUUGUAUCUGCUGCACUGAGCGACGUGAAGAGCUAACGCAGUGGCGAGCAGUAAUCGUAUUUCGUAAACCGUUCGAUCGCGAGACUUCGCGUUAUCGGCGUAUAUGAGAUUUUAAACGGAAAAUGAAUCUACAUGAAGGGGUAAGUUGUGACUCCUGCUUAAAGGGGAAUUUUCGGGGUCGCAGAUACAAGUGCCUCGUGUGCUACGAUUAUGAUUUGUGUGCCAGCUGUUACGAAGGAGGUGCCAGUACUACACGUCACCACACUGAUCAUCCUAUGCAGUGUAUACUUACUAGAUCUGACUUUGAAUUAUAUUAUGGUGGAGAAGCAGUAAGUAUAGAGCAGCCACAAUCCUUAACUUGUCCUUAUUGUACAAGAAUGGGUUUUACUGAGGCUGCACUGCAAGAACAUGUUGCUGCAGAUCAUUCGGACACUUCAUUUGAAGUUGUUUGUCCAGUGUGUGCAUCUGUCCCAGGAGGGGAUCCUAAUAACUUGACUGAUGAUUUUGCGGGUCAUUUAAGUAUGGAGCAUCGUAGUGGACCAAGAGAUUUGAUCUCUUUUCUAGAUGAACCAUCUUCUAGUAGAUAUAAUGGUAGACGGAUAACACAUACACCCAGAGUUGUUGGUGGGCCCCGACCUCGCAGGUCCAAUAUGCAUUUCAGUUCAUCCGGAGGAUUGAGUCCAAGUAAUCGGGAAGGUAUAGAUCCAAUUGCAGAAUUACUUUCUCAAUUAUCCGGUGUUCGUAGAAGUGGUGGAGGAACUGGUCAGAGUUCGUCAGCACCAUCACAAUUACAACAUUUGCAAAUGCAGCUACACUUGGAGCGACAACACGUUAGAGCUGCUAGACAACAAUUGGAGCGGUUACCUAGGAGGCAGACUCAGGUCCUUGGUUCUGCAAGUUGUGGAGGAUUUAUUACUGGAAGUGGUCAUUCUACUACUAUGACCAGUGUGGUAGCAAAUAGUACGAGUAGUAACAAUAAUGCAACUAAUGUGGCGAACCCGUCCGGCGUAUCAUCUACCAGUUCACAGAACUAUAUGUUUCUGUUGCCAAAAUGUAUUACCAAUACCCUCUCUGACAAACAGUUGCAAAAUAUUGAACGUGAAAGUGCAAAUAGGAGCCUCUUUACGCGCGAACUUAUUCUUGGAACGCUUUCUCCAAUAUUGCCAGAGUUGACAGAGCAGCAAUCCGGAGCGCAAACUCCAGUAUCAAGUGCAACUACUGCCACAACCAGUCCUGAAACACCAAAUGCUAAUACUUCCACAAUUUCUACGAAAAAAUUAAACGUAACUCAAGAAGCAAAAAGGGAUCAAACAAUGAGUAAACACGUAACGCAAACGUCUACGCAACAAUCGCAUACUGUUCAGACAACUACUGCUGGCAGUGUGGGGACAGGUCUUCAAAGUCAAGGGUUGCCUCCAAAUUCUAAUAACCUCGCGUCACAAAAUACACCUAUGGUUCAAACAUUGAUGCAUAGUGUGUUACCUCAGUCAUUGGUACUGCAGGAAUCACUGUCGCUAUCAAUUAGUAGAACUAUCAGGGAACCGAUAGUAACUCCGGCACCAGCGUACCUUAGAGGUGGAGUUGGUCCAGUUGCCGUAACAGGUCCUUCACGUAGGAAGCCGGUUAGGGCUGUAGAUGGCAGAAACCAAUCUACGGAACCUCCGCCCCCACACUAA